CGUCACAUUAGAAAGCAUGGCGGAUGGUGCAAUUGUAUAUUUGCUUUCUCUUCUAAUGGUCUGUUCUGAAGCUCUAACAGCAGUGGUCCAAACACAGCAGACUGUGCUGGCAGCAGUGGGAGAAGAUGCUGAAUUCAGCUGUCAGCUCUUAGAGACUAAAGACGUCCUUCAGGUCACAUGGCAGAAAAUCUCACGUGAUGUGGAGACAAAUGUUGCCACCUACAACAAGUACUUUGGUCAGAGAGUGAAUGAUGGCUUUACAGAUAAAGUCAAGUUUAAAUACACUGGACUACAGAACUGCUCCAUAGUCAUCAGGAAUGUAACAGAGCAGGAUGAAGGAUGCUAUCGCUGUCUGUUUAACACUUAUCCUGAAGGAGCCUUCACAGGUAGAACCUGCCUCCGAGUUUAUGAGCUGCAUGAACCUGUUGUUGAUGUCAGAGAGUCAAACUCUACUGAAGAGUGGGUUGUUUCCUGUUCAGCCACUGGUCGACCUGCUCCCACUGUAACACUGAGUGUCUCACAACAAGACCUCAGCUUCUCACAUUACAACACUGUCAGUGUGUCCAACACCAACGCUACAUUCACUGUCACCACUACAGCUGUGCUCUCAGGUUCAUGUAACAACAGCACACAGGUGGGAUGUGCAGCACGAGUGCUCUCUGCUCCUCACAGAGAGGUGAUGGUGACGAUUCCUGAUGAUGGUAGUGGUGAUGGUGAUGGUGAUGAUGAUGAUGAUGAUGGUCUAGAUGAAGACUUUGGAUCUAAACGCAGAAAUUUAGCAAUCAGGAUUUCUGUCAUUCUGUCCUCUGUGUUGCUGGUUGCCUUUAGUUGUGUUGCUGCACUCAUCUUUGUCCAUCAUAGAACAAAAUCUCACAACAGGAAUCUCAAGAUAAAUAAGACAUCUGAAACUAAGAUCAGAGACAGUCAGGAGACUGAAGCAUCUUUAUUCACAGCAGAGGGCAGCGAGGUCAGAAACGAAGGAGCGUUUGAGAGAAAUCACCAAGACAACAACCUGAUGUUCUCAUCAGAAGCAGCAGGAAGACUGAAUUUUGAGCAGUGCUGAACAAAUGUAUUGUUGAUGUGACUGGAGAUUAAAAACAUCUUUGUGUU
Messenger RNA from Maylandia zebra (zebra mbuna), 1110 nucleotides. RefSeq names its product OX-2 membrane glycoprotein-like. Gene Ontology annotation, molecular function: cell-cell adhesion mediator activity. NCBI's taxonomy places the organism in Eukaryota, Metazoa, Chordata, Actinopteri, Cichliformes, Cichlidae. Gene Ontology annotation, cellular component: neuronal cell body; axon; cell surface. The record is from RefSeq and is a predicted model, not a curated record. Gene Ontology annotation, biological process: heterotypic cell-cell adhesion; negative regulation of neuroinflammatory response.